GCCUGGAAGGGCGCGGGGGGAAGGAGCGACGGAUAAAGGGGCUCGAGUCCCGCCGUGGGCAUGAUCCACGAACUGCUCUUGGCGCUGAGCGGGUACCCGGGUUCCAUCUUCACCUGGAACAAGCGCGGCGGCCUGCAGGUGUCACAGGACUUCCCGUUUCUCCAUCCCAGUGAAACAAGUGUCCUGAAUCGACUCUGCCGGCUGGGCACAGACUAUAUUCGCUUCACCGAGUUCAUUGAACAGUACACAGGCCAUGUGCAGCAACAGGAUCACCAUCCAUCUCAGCAGGGCCAAGGUGGGUUACAUGGAAUCUAUCUCAGGGCCUUCUGCACAGGUCUGGACUCCGUUUUGCAGCCUUAUCGACAAGCACUGCUUGAUUUGGAACAAGAGUUCCUGGCUGACCCCCACCUCUCCAUAUCACAUGUCAAUUAUUCCUUAGAUCAGUUCCAGCUCCUUUUUCCCUCUGUGAUGGUUGUAGUAGAACAAAUUAAAAGUCAAAAGAUUCAUGGUUGUCAGAUCCUGGAAACAGUAUACAAACACAGCUGUGGAGGUUUGCCUCCUGUUCGAAGUGCACUAGAAAAAAUCCUGGCCGUGUGUCAUGGGGUCAUGUAUAAGCAGCUCUCAGCCUGGAUGCUACAUGGACUCCUCUUGGACCAGCAUGAAGAGUUCUUUAUCAAACAGGGUCCAUCUUCUGGUAAUGUCACUGCCCAGCCAGAAGAGGAUGAGGAGGAUCUGGGUAUUGGGGGACUGACAGGAAAACAACUGAGAGAACUCCAGGACUUGCGCCUGAUAGAGGAAGAGAACAUGCUGGCACCAUCUCUAAAGCAGUUUUCCCUGCGCGUGGAGAUUCUGCCAUCCUACAUCCCAGUGAGGGUUGCUGAAAAAAUCCUGUUUGUUGGAGAGUCUGUCCAGAUGUUUGAGAAUCAAAAUGUCAGCCUGACUAGAAAAGGAUCCAUUUUGAAAAACCAGGAGGACACCUUUGCUGCCGAGCUGCAUCGCCUCAAGCAGCAGCCGCUCUUCAGCCUGGUGGACUUUGAGCAGGUGGUGGACCGUAUUCGGAGCACUGUGGCUGAGCAUCUCUGGAAGCUGAUGGUAGAAGAGUCAGAUUUACUGGGUCAGCUGAAGAUCAUUAAAGACUUCUACCUUCUUGGACGUGGAGAACUGUUUCAGGCCUUCAUUGACACAGCUCAACACAUGUUAAAAACACCACCCACUGCAGUCACGGAACAUGACGUGAACGUGGCCUUCCAGCAGUCGGCACACAAGGUGUUGCUAGACGAUGACAACCUCCUCCCUCUGCUGCACUUGACGAUUGAGUACCAUGGGAAGGAGCACAAAGAUGCUGCUCAGGCCAGGGACGGGCCUCCCCGGGAAACCUCUCCUCGGGAAGCCCCUGCAUCGGGCUGGGCAGCCCUAGGUCUUUCCUACAAAGUGCAAUGGCCACUGCACAUUCUCUUCACGCCUGCUGUCCUGGAAAAGUACAACGUAGUUUUCAAGUACUUACUGAGUGUGCGCCGGGUACAAGCUGAACUGCAGCACUGCUGGGCCCUGCAGAUGCAGCGCAAGCACCUCAAAUCCAACCAGACCGACGCAGUCAAGUGGCGCCUGAGAAAUCACAUGGCCUUCCUGGUGGAUAAUCUUCAGUAUUACCUCCAGGUAGAUGUGCUGGAGUCUCAGUUCUCACAGCUGCUUCAUCAAAUCAACUCUACCCGAGAUUUUGAAAGCAUCCGAUUGGCUCACGACCACUUCCUGAGCAAUUUGCUGGCUCAGUCCUUUAUCUUGUUGAAACCUGUGUUUCACUGCCUGAAUGAAAUUCUAGAUCUCUGCCAUAGCUUCUGCUCGCUGGUCAGUCAGAACCUGGGCCCCCUGGAUGAACGUGGGGUCGCCCAGCUACGCAUCCUGGUGAAAGGCUUUAGCCGUCAGUCUUCACUCCUGUUCAAGAUUCUCUCCAGUGUCCGUAAUCAUCAAAUCAACUCGGAUUUGGCUCAACUACUGUUACGACUAGAUUAUAACAAAUACUACACCCAGGCUGGUGGAACUCUGGGCAGUUUCGGGAUGUGAACAUUUCUGGUUCACAAACUAAAAUAACAAAUCUAUCCCCGUAGCGUUCCGCCUUUAACAGAAGACUCAAAACCGAUAUCCCAUUCUCUAGCCACUCACCAAAUAUCUGCAAACUACUGAGAUGGCUCUACCUUUCGCCCGAGAAGCGAUUACUGAGCAUUCAAGAGUACAGCUCCUCUCCUUGUUCCCAUGUGGAAGGGUCUGCCCGCUUUAGGGAGUUCUGAACUUGCCCACAAAGGAGGACAUGUGGCAUCAACUCUCCCUCUGCUGACCGUGCCAGCUCCAUUCCACGGAGGCCAUUUGUCAGAUAAGUUCACCUACUGAGCGCCUACUGUGUGCCUGAGUACUGCUCAAGCUGCAAGAAACACAGCAGUAAGUAACCACAUAUCAGAAAGUGAAAUGUUUGUGGCCAGCGUGAAAAAGGAAUUAGAUUUACAAAUAGGUCAGCUGCGGGAUGUUACCACUGAGCCAGGAAGGCUCCAGGUAAGAGAGACUGUUCCAUCCUUAAGGAUUUUCAAAACUGUGAAUCUGAAGAAUUUUACCAAUAACUUCCAAUUAUUUCAGACUGGUGAAAGGACAAAACUAGCUAUUGACAAUGUAAAGUAUUGUUUAACAAAGAAAAAGUUUCUUAAAAAAAAUGAGGUCAAAUUGUUAGAUGUCACAUACUGAAAAUUAGAAUUAUCCCAUUUUAGGAGCCCAACCAUCACUAGUAAUCACUAAUAUUUGUAUCAUUGUGAAUGAAAAUAAAUAUUCAUCAAAUAAUUUCCUUUAAACCAAAAAAGAAUGCAGUAUUCUGGCUUCAGUUUGUAGCCACUCAGUCUGGUCCUCACAUCUUCAUCCACCACAUCCUCUCCCACUCUCAUUCCCUGCAAUUUCAGCUAAAGAUGACCUCUUCCACUGCUGCCUCUGGAGCCAGGGCUAGCAGACCAUUGCCUGCCGCCUGUUUUUAUAAAUAAAGCUUUACUGUUACACACCCUC
Molecule: messenger RNA, 3039 nt
Organism: Myotis myotis
Lineage: Eukaryota; Metazoa; Chordata; Mammalia; Chiroptera; Vespertilionidae
Gene: TUBGCP4
Product: tubulin gamma complex associated protein 4
Exons: 18
Coding region: 61-2061 (666 amino acids)
Biological process (GO): spindle assembly; mitotic cell cycle; microtubule nucleation
Cellular component (GO): centrosome; gamma-tubulin complex; spindle pole
Molecular function (GO): gamma-tubulin binding; microtubule minus-end binding
Source: RefSeq, a predicted model, not a curated record